AUGAAGCCUUUUGACACCACUUGCUCCACACCAUCAUCCGCAGCCUUGCUUCUCAGUCUGGCCGUGGCGCUGUUCGCAGCUCCUGGCUCCGUCACUGCAGAACCAGCUUCUCACCGUCCAGCCCACUUGCAUCGGCGUCAAACUGCUUCUGAAUCCAGUGGAAGUAGCGCUGCACAGCUCGCCAUUUACCAACAAGCUUUCACCGACCCUGUCGCUGCUGCCGGGGCUGCCAAUGCCCAACCUUAUAUCGCCGGUCAAUAUGCCACCGGAAAUCUCUACAGGUACAACCUCGCUGGUGACGCAGGCCAGCUUCCCUGGAAUGAAAACGUACCCUUCAUUCCCGAAGCAGCCGUCAAUGGAAGCGUGGACGGUGGCUGGCAAGCUCUGCCCGAUAUACAGGGUAUGACACUCAAUCGCACCUUUGCCGUUGCACCGGGUGCUGUGAUGCCCUUCUACCAGACCGCUGGCUACGAUAGCUCCAAGAUUAAGCGUGCUGUUAUGAUCAUGCCCGGUAAACCAAGAGAUUGCUGGAAGUACACUUCGCUCGUCCAGAAUGCUCUCAACGUCUAUGUCACCAACCCUCAGAGCGUUAGCAGCAGCGCCAAUGGUUCUGCAUCUGGCAACCCAAGGACAGCUCAGGAUGAGGUGCUCAUCGUAGGGCCAUGCUGGAUGAACUCGGACGACCAUUCUGCAGGCGCCAUCCAGGACGGCGAACUCUAUUGGCAUGGGUCUCAGUGGCAAUCCGGUAUGGCUUCACGUGGUCCCGCGGAUACAGCGCUGUCUUCAUAUCAAGUCAUGGAUUCGUUCUUGGACACCUUGUUUGACAAGAGUCAAUUCCCUGCGCUUCAGGCGGUUGUCAUGGCCGGUCACUCGAUGGGCGCUCAGAUGGUACAACGAUACUCGGUGGUCAAGCAGCCUGCUGCCUAUGAUGGCAAUCUCACCUUCUGGAUGGGCAAUCCUGGCUCCUACGUCUGGCUAACAUCGACGCGUCCCAACGAGAACAAUGCCAGCUGUGCAGCCGACUACGAUAAUUGGCCUUACGGCUUGGACGGCGACGGCGUACCCAACUAUGCUCGCGAUCGAGUCAAGAGCCAGAAGCAGCAGGUCCUUUCCACGUUCCAAUCGCGCAACGUCCACUACAACUAUGGUUUACUUGACAACGGUCAAGGUGAUACCGCGUGCCAGGCGUCCUACCAAGGCGCCAACCAUUUGGAGCGCGGAAGUCACUUUGUUGAAUCUGUUGCCGCCUUGUCCAGUGGCAGCCUGCCAAAGACACAGACAGCCAACUUUAUGCCCAACGUAUCGCACCAGGAUUACUCGAUGCUGAGCUACAACAUUUCGCUCUAUCGAUUGUUUCAAGAAACGCCUGCUGGCGCCAGUUCUUCAGCCAAUAGUGGAGCAAGCACGGCAACCAAAGCCGGCGGAUCGUCCGGCGCUGCAUCAAUGUACAAGGCUGGCAUCCUAGCCGCAGCUGCGGGUGCCACUCUCGCAUUUGGCAUAGGGCUGCUCUGA
This is a messenger RNA of Mycosarcoma maydis (corn smut), 1512 nucleotides long. RefSeq lists its product as uncharacterized. The record is from RefSeq and is a predicted model, not a curated record. Lineage: Eukaryota; Fungi; Basidiomycota; Ustilaginomycetes; Ustilaginales. Bases 1 to 1512 code for a protein of 503 amino acids. The transcript has a single exon.